Molecule: messenger RNA, 609 nt
Organism: Cyclocybe aegerita
Lineage: Eukaryota; Fungi; Basidiomycota; Agaricomycetes; Agaricales; Hemipholiotaceae
Source: the annotation of a GenBank genome assembly
AUGGCCAAGAAGCAAUUCACAAAGCUGAACAACGAGAAUUACAAUGCAUGGGAGUUUGAGAUGAGGGCUGUGUUGAAGAAGAAGGGCGUGUGGUCCAUCGCAUUGGGGGAGGAAACCCGUCCGGUUGGAUCGCUGAACCACAACGCUGUGAAGAGCUGGGUAAAGAGGAGGGACAUCGCCGCUGGAGAGAUCAUUGAGAGGCUUGACCCGGGGCAGAGUCUCAUUGCGAUCUGGCGCAAAUUUACCUGGAUCACCAAGGCGGACAACACACCGAUCCAUCCGUCCAACACACUUACCAUUGUGACCCUUCUUGGAUCGCUGCCAAAGACCUACCACCCUCUCGUCGUCGCGCUGGAUGCCCAUCCUGAAGCUGGAGACCUUGACUUUGUGAUUGGCCUUGUCCUCAACGAAGCUGUCACAUUGGAACACUUCAACCCUGACAUGCCAUCUAUUGUUUCACCUGGACAUGAGUCUACAGCACUGAAGAUCGAUAAGCUGCUGAACCCAUAUGCCAAGCCAACCAAGCCGUGGGAUGCAAUGAAGGUGCUGGCUGACUGGGACCGCCCGAAUGCCACUAUGGCCAUCAUCGAAAUUGCUUACACGCUGUAG